Messenger RNA from Neopsephotus bourkii (Bourke's parrot), 1176 nucleotides. RefSeq lists its product as uncharacterized. Gene Ontology annotation, molecular function: oxidoreductase activity, acting on metal ions. The coding region runs from base 1 to 1176 and encodes 391 amino acids. The transcript has 13 exons. The record is from RefSeq and is a predicted model, not a curated record. Lineage: Eukaryota; Metazoa; Chordata; Aves; Psittaciformes; Psittacidae.
AUGGCCUUUUCUCAAUUAAAGGAAUAUAAAACAAAACCAAAAUCAGGAAACAUUGAUGAGAAAGAGAGAAAAGACAGGACAGGACACUGGAGAGAGAUGAAGCACAUGCAGAUUAAUGACUUGUUAGAGUCACACAGGAAAUUUGUGACAGAGCAAGGAAUGGCAGCUUCCCCAGCCUACUUUUUUGGUUACAAACUGACUCUUUCUGUCCCCAAAGAAAAGGUACUACCUGCAUUUGGAGCAGCACUACUAAUGUAUGAACUGAAAAGACUGCGAAUCUCAGUAGUGGGAUCUCUCUUCUACAGUAUCUUCUGUCCUAUGAACAGAUGUUUAUAUUUGCUUAAUGAUGUCCAUGGAGUCUGGUGUGGAGACCUGAAAAGACUUCUUUUUAUUGGCAAUUCUGGAGAGCAGAUGAGGAGACACCCCAGCUUCGUUUUUUUGUUCUGUGGGAUAUUUUUGCCCGGAGCCCUUGGUUUUCCACAGACAAAUACCUCAAUUGAUUGUGAUUCUCUGUUACCAAACUAUGAAGCUGUACCACAGACGUCUGCACCACCCUAUAUUAUUGCUGUAUCUUUUGAUAACUUUGAGCCAGGAAACGAAGUCCAAGUGACUCUGGAAGCACUUCAAGGUGUUGGGUUUAAAGGAUUUAAUCUACAAGCUCGAGAAAUUGAUGGAGAUGUUCCUGUUGGUACAUUUAAAAUUACAGAUCCAAACACUAAAGGCAUGGAGUGUCAUAAUGUGACGAAUUCAGCAGUAAGUCAUGCCAAUUCAGAUGUGAAACAGAAAGUUACAACAACAUGGAUUGCUCCCCAUGAUGUUAAAGAUCUUCAAUUUAUUGCAACUGUUGUUCAAGAUCUAGAGAAAUUCUGGGUUGGAAUUCAAAGCAAAACUCUCACACCUACACAUUCUGAGUCAGUUAAUGGGACAGGAAAAAGUAAAAGGAAGGUUAUGAUAGCACUAGAAUGUAAGAAGCUUGGGGGGACUUACUCAACACAAGGCGGAUGCGUCAUGGUUGGACCUUCCAGUUCCUCUCAGAGCAGCUAUUCAGGCAGUCCGAAUGCAGUAGUCUACACAAUAAGCAAGAAUGGAUGUGGCCCUGGGGGUGCUGCUGAUGCCUAUAGUCAACAAGCCUGUAGAGAUGUAAGUUGGUUAUAUAUGUGUUUACUGGUUGUCUAA